Messenger RNA from Emiliania huxleyi CCMP1516, 741 nucleotides. RefSeq lists its product as hypothetical. Bases 1 to 741 code for a protein of 246 amino acids. The record is from RefSeq and is a predicted model, not a curated record. Lineage: Eukaryota; Haptophyta; Isochrysidales; Noelaerhabdaceae. The transcript is spliced from 4 exons.
AUGCCGUCGGCCUCCAGCCAACGCGAUUGCAGCAGCGCUGGGCCGGGACCGAACGUUGCGGUCUGCAUCACGGGCUCCGUGCGCUCCUUCGGCCAGCGGCGUAUACACGGCGGCAUCCUGCGUCACCUGGUCCAGGCCUUUGUCGGGGGAGGCAAGCCAGCGGCUGUGUUUAUGCGCCUGAUGCUCGCUGAGGCGGCCGGAGGCUUCUACUUUCAGCCACUGACCAGAGCCGAGCCGAAUGCGACCGAAGCGAAGGCCCUAAAGCAAAAGCUCGCUCCGGCCCUCUCGUCGCUCAACCCAACGCGUCUCGAAUUCUGGAGCGACGUGGCCGACUGCUUCGACGACGUUGCGAGGCACGAGGAGGAGACGGGGCAGCGCUUUGAUUGGAUCAUUCGGCAACGUCCAGACGAUUUUUGGUUGCAAGACAUCCAGCCGUGGUGCGCCUUCUCCAACUCGACGAAUCUGCCUCGUCUGGUUGUCCAGCGCUACCUUGCGUGCCGCGGCGAGAUCCAGCGGGAGUGGGGCCAGAAUAGCGAGGAGGCAAUGCGCAACACGCUCACGGCGAUGGGCGUGCCACACAAGGGACUCCUCCUGCCACGCAUUAACGCGCGCUACCGGUUCGGCCCGCUCGUGCCCAAGUGGUGCAGUACGCGCGUCGAGGCCGGCAUUGCGGCCGACGUGGACAGUUGCAAACAGUGGAUCAGGAGCCCAGAGCGAGACCGCGCGAUAGCGAAAAUUUAG